GACCAAGGCUUCUGGUUUUUGCUGGGUUUUGCUUUUUUGCUGGGCUUUCCUAUACAGUUCAUACCCUUCCAGCCAUCAUAACAAAUUUUUAGAAUCAGGAAGAAAUAUAUUAAUACGUGUUUUCUGUUUCUUUUUGCAGGCCAUCCGCUGUACACUGGUAAAUUGCACAUGUGAAUGUUUUCAGCCAGGGAAGAUUAACCUGAGAACCUGUGAUCAGUGUAAACAUGGCUGGGUGGCACAUGCUUUGGACAAACUUAGUACUCAGCACCUCUAUCACCCAACUCAAGUGGAGAUUGUGCAGUCCAACGUUGUAUUUGACAUCAGCAGCCUGAUGCUCUACGGUACUCAGGCUGUGCCUGUGAGACUGAAGAUUCUGCUUGACCGACUCUUCAGUGUACUGAAGCAAGAGGAGGUGUUGCAUAUUCUCCAUGGCUUAGGCUGGACACUUCGAGACUAUGUUCGAGGCUACAUUCUUCAGGAUGCUGCAGGCAAGGUGCUGGACCGCUGGGCCAUCAUGUCCAGGGAAGAAGAGAUCAUUACCCUUCAGCAGUUCCUGAGAUUUGGAGAAACGAAAUCUAUCGUGGAGCUGAUGGCAAUUCAAGAAAAAGAAGGGCAGGCUGUGGCUGUGCCAUCUUCAAAGACAGAUUCAGAUAUAAGGACUUUUAUUGAAAGCAAUAAUCGCACCAGGAGCCCAAGUCUCCUUGCUCACCUGGAGAAUAGCAACCCUUCCAGCAUUCAUCAUUUUGAAAACAUCCCAAAUAGCCUUGCAUUCCUGCUUCCAUUCCAGUACAUAAAUCCAGUCUCUGCUCCACUGCUGGGGCUGCCUCCAAACGGCCUCCUGCUGGAACAGCCAGCAAUGAGGCUCCGUGAACCAAGCCUUACGACCCAAAAUGAGUAUAAUGAGAGUAGUGAAUCUGAAGUUUCCCCUACACCUUUCAAGAAUGAGCAAGCAUCCAGCAGGAAUGCUUUGACCAGCAUUACAAAUGUGGAGCCCAAAACUGAGCCAGCCUGUGUCUCUCCUGUUCAAACGCCUACGCCAGUCAAUGAUUUAUCAAAAACAGAGCACACAAAAAGCUCGUUCCGAAUUCACAGAAUGAGGAGAAUGGGGUCAGCCUCCAGGAAAGGCAGAGUGUUUUGCAAUGCAUGCGGCAAAACUUUCUAUGACAAAGGUACUCUUAAAAUCCACUACAAUGCUGUGCACCUGAAAAUCAAGCAUCGAUGCACUAUUGAAGGCUGCAAUAUGGUCUUCAGCUCUCUCAGAAGCCGCAAUCGCCACAGUGCUAACCCCAAUCCCCGUCUCCACAUGCCUAUGCUAAGGAAUAACCGCGACAAAGAUCUAAUUCGUGCUACAUCAGGCGCCGCCACUCCUGUCAUAGCCAGUACAAAAUCCAACCUAACUUURACAAGCCCUGGGCGUCCACCGAUGGGGUUUACCACUCCCCCUCUAGACCCGGUACUACAGAACCCUCUUCCCAGUCAACUGGUCUUCCCAGCUUUGAAGACUGUCCAACCUGUUCCUCCAUUUUACAGAAAUUUACUUACUCCUGGAGAGAUGGUGAGUCCUCCAACCUCACUCCCUACCAGUCCUAUCAUACCAGCAGUGAGUGGCCUGGAGCAGCAUCCCCCUCCUCCUUCGGAGUCAUCGGUACCUUCAGUGUUGAUGCCCACCCCAGAGCCCAAUGCAGACCUUGCUCCCAAGAAGAAGCCAAGGAAGUCAAGCAUGCCAGUUAAAAUUGAAAAGGAAGUUAUCGACACUGCUGAUGAGUUUGAUGAUGAAGACGAAGAGGUGAAYGACAGGACAGCGAUGGUGAAUGACAUUGGUCAUGACAAUCACUGCCAUUCUCAGGAGGAAAUGAGCCCAGGCCUGUCUGUGAAAGACUUUUCCAAAAGUGACAGAACCAGAUGCAUUUCCAGACCAGACAUAAGAAGGGCAGACAGCAUGACAUCAGAAGACCAGGAGCAUGAGAGAGACUAUGAAAAUGAGUCAGAGUCUUCAGAGCCCAAAUUGUGUGAAGAAUCCCUGGAAGGCGAUGAUCGCCUCCAUGAACCCGGUGAAAAAUCUAUGAUGCACAGUGACAGACCAGAUGAAAACCACAAUGACUCUUCCAACCAGGAUGUCAUUAAGGUGAAGGAAGAGUAUACAGACCCUACAUAUGAUAUGUUCUAUAUGAGCCAAUAUGGACUGUACAAUGGAGGCAGUGCCAGUAUGGCUGCUCUUCAUGAAAGUUUCGCUUCUACAUUCAACUACAGCAGCCCUCAGAAGUUCUCCCCAGAAGGUGAAAUGUGCUCCAGCCCAGACCCCAAGAUCUGCUAUGUUUGCAAGAAAAGUUUCAAGAGCUCCUACAGUGUAAAGCUUCACUACCGAAAUGUUCAUUUAAAAGAGAUGCAUGUCUGCACAGUGGCUGGCUGUAAUGCUGCGUUCCCAUCACGGAGAAGCAGAGACAGACACAGUGCUAACAUAAACCUGCACCGUAAACUGUUGACCAAAGAACUGGAUGACAUGGGCUUGGACACUUCACAGCCUUCUCUUAGUAAGGACCUCCGCGAUGAAUUUUUGGUGAAGAUAUAUGGCGCUCAGCAUCAGAUGGGGCUUGACAUAAGGGAAGACACCUCCUCGCCUGCUGGUACUGAGGAUUCCCAUAUGAAUGGGUACGGCAGGGGCAUGGCAGAAGACUAUAUGGUACUAGACCUGAGCACCACCUCCAGCAUCCAGUCCAGCAGCAGUAUCCAUUCCUCAAGAGAAUCUGAUGCAGGAAGCGAUGAGGGUAUUCUCCUGGACGACGUCGAUGGGGCAAGUGACAGCGGGGAAUCUGCCCACAAAGCAGAUGCUCCUGCCUUAGCUGUAGGUAUGGGCACCGAUGUCCCAGGAUCCCUCAUGUUCAACAGUGUUUCGGUGAGCAACGGUGGGAUAAUGUGUAACAUUUGCCACAAAAUGUACAGCAACAAGGGAACCCUCAGAGUGCACUAUAAAACGGUGCACUUGCGAGAAAUGCACAAGUGCAAGGUCCCUGGGUGCAACAUGAUGUUCUCCUCUGUCCGUAGCCGAAACCGGCACAGUCAGAACCCCAAUCUGCAUAAAAACAUUCCUUUCACUUCCGUAGAUUAGUUCAAGGAUGGACACAGGAUAAUGCCAGCUCUCAGAGAGGGCCCACUACAUCUGAACUGCCAUAUACAGUCUCCCUUUUUAUAUAUAUAUAUAUGUGUAUAUAUAUAUACACACACACAAAUAUACAUAUAUAUAUAUAAUCUUUUCCUUUUCUUUUUUAGCAAAAGAAAGAAACACCAGGUGCUUUUUGCCCUUUGUUGGUUGUU
Malurus melanocephalus (red-backed fairy wren) is the source of this 3312-nucleotide messenger RNA. It is a transcript of the gene BNC2, whose product is annotated as basonuclin zinc finger protein 2. Gene Ontology annotation, cellular component: nucleus. Gene Ontology annotation, biological process: regulation of DNA-templated transcription. The record is from RefSeq and is a predicted model, not a curated record. NCBI's taxonomy places the organism in Eukaryota, Metazoa, Chordata, Aves, Passeriformes, Maluridae. The transcript has 4 exons. The annotation marks the transcript as partial.